AUGUCUCUGAAAAACAGCGAAGCGGCUCCUGUAGCCCAAGAGAAGAUCAACACUGAUAUUGUCACGCUUACUCGCUUUCUGACCGAAGAACAAUCGAAGCAUAAGGAGGCCACUGGGGACUUCACCCUGCUAUGCCAUGCUCUACAAUUCUCCUUCAAAUCCAUUGCCUACUAUAUCCGUCGAGCCAGUCUCAUAAACCUCAGUGGUCUUGCCGGUUCAUCCAACAGCACAGGUGACGAUCAAAAGAAACUCGAUGUUAUUGGCAAUGAUAUCUUUGUGGCCGCCAUGCGAACCUCGGGCAAAUGUCGACUCCUGGUUUCCGAAGAGGAAGAGAGGUGUCUUGUCUUCGAUGAAAACCCAAAGGCGCGGUACGCCGUCGUCUGCGAUCCUAUAGACGGCUCAAGCAAUUUGGAUGCAGGUGUCAGCGUGGGAACGAUCUUUGGAAUAUUCAGGCUGGCAGAAGGGAGUCAAGGAAAACAAGAAGAGCUUCUUCUUCCCGGAUCGGAAUUGGUAGCCAGCGGAUUCACUAUGUAUGGUGCGAGUGCUCAACUGGUCAUUACCAUGAAGGGAGGCAGCGUCAAUGGCUUUACCAUGGACAAUGCUUUGGGUGAAUUCAUCCUGACCCACCAUGACAUGAAAAUGCCCAAGUCUCGUGCGAUAUACAGCGUCAAUGAGGGGAACAGCCUAUAUUGGGAAGAAGAGGUCAAAGAGUACUUCAACAGCCUGAAGUACCCCAUUGAAAAAUCUGGAAAGCCAUACAGCGCUCGAUACAUCGGCAGUAUGGUGGCAGACGCCUACCGGACGUUAUUGUACGGGGGAAUAUUCGCGUAUCCAGCGGACAAGAAGAGCCCAAAGGGAAAGCUGAGGAUUUUGUAUGAAUGCGCACCUAUGGCUAUGGUCUUUGAGAACGCUGGAGGUCAAGCAGUCAACAGCCGUAUGGAACGUAUGCUUACUGUUGUUCCCGAGCAUAUCCAUGAUCGAUCUGGUAUCUUCAUGGGCAGCUACGACGAAGUACAAAAAGUGAUCGACACGCAACUCAUUGUCAAUACUUUACUCGAGGAGGACAAUUCGUUAGUAUCAUUUUCAAUGGCAAUUACCGUUCAGUCUCGCUCGCGUGUCUUUCCAGACUCUCAUGUCCCUUCUUCCCAGGUCAAAGUCGAAUCCUUAUCCAUCAUCGAUGCAAUUGUAUUGCAUUUCGCGAAAAGCGCCUGCGUUUGGUUCUACGAUGUAUCACCGGACACCGAUCGACUGAUAUCCAGUCUACGCAAGACUCUCAAUGCUUAUCCUCAAUGGGCGGGCCAGCUGCGCUUUGCUGAAUACGAGCCCGAUGCUGGACACAUCUAUCGCUUAGGGCGUUUGGAACUUUCUCAUGGAUCAGACUCUGAUCCAGGCGUCGAAUGCAUCCUCGCCGAAGCUGACUCUCCUAUGGCGUCCAUGGUUCCUCCCGAUAAGACCGAGAAACACUGGGAUCCUACGCAUGUCAAUUACGAAGAGUUUCUAGACAUGGAAACCGAAUACGCUCUUCACGAUUCGAAAGAAUGCCAAGGUCUACCAUCCAUGAAAGUUCAGUUCACAACCUUCAGAGACGGCGGCAUAGCCAUCGCCGUCGGUAUAGUCCACUCUCUCGCAGACGCCGCCGCUCUACUCACCUUCAUGAAAGACUGGGCCGCUACGAACCUUGCCCUCUCGUCCUCAAAAUCCGUCCCAAAGCUACAACCUCUCUUCGACCCCUCCCUCAUCGACGCUGCUGCAGCCGGCAACAUCGACGCCAAAAGACCCGACCCGUACAUCCUCGAAGUCGCCGCCAGGUUACCCGUGCACCGCUUCGACUACUGGGCCUCUGCCGGUCCUUCAACCCCGGAAUGGGCGCUGUCAUUAACUAAAAUCCCACCGGAGCUCGCAUCUCAAUCUCAAGACAUCAAGCUCGGCAAACCCGUACCGUACCAUACCUGGGAUGCCACAGCCCCCUGUUCGCACACGACGUUUUUCUUCUCGGCCGCCGAAACGCACGCAGUCUAUCUCCACGCCGCUGCGCAUACUCAGACACGAAUAUCGCAUCAAGAUGCCCUGCUCGCCCACCUAUGGGCCGCCCUGAUUCGCGCCCGCGGGCUGAAGGAAGGGGACGAGCAUUUCCUUGACGUCAGCAUCGACGGGCGGCGACGCCUACAGAAACCCUUGCCGCCUUCAUUCAUCGGCUCACCAAUCCUCAACGCUGGCGUCCGCACCAAAGCCGCAGCCACCGCUUCUCCUGCGAGCAGUGCGAAAGACGUAGCGGACAAAGCAGCCGCCAUUCGCAACACUAUCGCCGAAUUUGACGGGGAAGCUGUAGCAGCGCUGUUGCAUGAAAUGUGUUUUGAGCUGAGUGGGCAGAGGCGGUGGAACUGCUGUUUGGGCGAUUAUCAUACUAUCGUUACGAGUUGGGUGGGUAUUGGGGUGGGGGAGGUGGUUUUUGAGGAGGAGAAGAAGGUGAGGUGGGCGGAACCGCUGAUUCCGUCAUGUGAUGGGGUUGUGAUUGUGGGUGAGGGUGGGGUCGAAGGGGAUGGUGCAAAGGAAGGACAUGACGCAAAGAAAGAAUGGUGGACCAAGGGGGCGAAUCUCAGCGUUUAUCUGAGGAGCGAUGUUAUGAGGAGGUUGAUGGAGGAUGAGGGAAUCAGAGCUUUUGCGGAGAAGGAGUGA
Molecule: messenger RNA, 2676 nt
Organism: Letharia lupina
Lineage: Eukaryota; Fungi; Ascomycota; Lecanoromycetes; Lecanorales; Parmeliaceae
Exons: 4
Coding region: 1-2676 (891 amino acids)
Biological process (GO): sucrose biosynthetic process; gluconeogenesis; fructose 1,6-bisphosphate metabolic process
Cellular component (GO): cytosol; cytoplasm
Molecular function (GO): fructose 1,6-bisphosphate 1-phosphatase activity
Source: RefSeq, a predicted model, not a curated record